This is a messenger RNA of Trachemys scripta elegans, 3872 nucleotides long. It is a transcript of the gene GFOD1, whose product is annotated as glucose-fructose oxidoreductase domain containing 1. The transcript has 2 exons. Gene Ontology annotation, molecular function: nucleotide binding. The record is from RefSeq and is a predicted model, not a curated record. Lineage: Eukaryota; Metazoa; Chordata; Testudines; Emydidae. Bases 580 to 1752 code for a protein of 390 amino acids.
UUGCAGGAAAGCAGUAGGUGACAGCAAAACUCCUCCUUUUCUCGCAGUGAUCAGGAGUGCUCUGUGGUGAACAUGGCAGAUGCAGAUUAAGGUCCAGGGGGCUGCCGCCGCCUCCUCCUCACUAUACAACUUGUUGGCUGCCCAGCAAUUUCCCGUGUCGCUGGCUGGAGAGGUAGCUGGCCGGGGAAGAGCAGCCGGGUUCGGGGCUGUGUGUGUGGUGGGGAAGAGAGGCGCCCUGGGCUGUGUGAUGAUCCGGGUAUGGAGGGCAAGCAGGGGGGAGCAUCUGGGGCCGCUGCUUUGCUGCUGAGCCGCUCCGGGAGCCGCGGGGCACAGCAGGGACCAGCUGCCAGGCGGCGUGCCAGCCACUGCUGCUGGGCUCGGGGGCGGCGUGUCCCCCUUCCCAGGGCGGCGGCGGCGGCGGCGGCGGCGCUGGGCUGGGUCUGAUCGCUCCUUGCAGUGCAGCUCGCUGCCGCGGCGCUUAUCAGCUCAGCGCCCUUCCUCUGCGCGGCAGGCAGGGGCGGAGGGCGCACACGGGGGGAAAGGGGGCGCCGAGCCGGCCAGGGCCAGAGAGCAGCAGCCAUGCUGCCCGGGGUGGGGGUGUUCGGCACCAGCCUCACCGCCCGGGUCAUCAUCCCGCUGCUGAAGGACGAGGGCUUCUCGGUCAAAGCGAUUUGGGGCCGGACCCAGGAGGAGGCGGAGGAGCUGGCCAAGGAGAUGAGCGUCCCCUUCUACACCAGCCGGAUAGACGAGGUCUUGCUGCACCAGGACGUGGACCUGGUCUGCAUCAACCUGCCGCCACCGCUCACCAGGCAGAUCGCGGUCAAAACCCUGGGCAUUGGAAAAAAUGUUAUCUGUGACCGAACAGCAACUCCCCUGGAUGCCUUCAGGAUGAUGUCUGCGGCCCAUUAUUACCCCAAGCUCAUGAGCAUCAUGGGGAACGUUCUCCGCUUCCUGCCUGCCUUUGUGAAAAUGAAGCAGCUGAUUCAGGAGGGCUAUGUGGGGGAGCUGCUGGUGUGCGAGGUGCAGGUGCACAGCGGAAGUCUGCUGGGCAAGAAGUACAACUGGAGCUGUGAUGACCUGAUGGGGGGCGGGGGUUUGCACUCGGUCGGUACCUAUAUCAUCGACCUCUUGACCUUCCUCACCAGCCAGAAGGCUGUGAAAGUGCAUGGGCUGCUCAAGACCUUUGUGAAACAGACAGACCACAUCAAGGGAAUACGUCAGAUCACCAGUGAUGACUUUUGCACGUUUCAAAUGGUUCUGGAAGGAGGGGUGUGCUGCACUGUGACCCUUAACUUCAAUGUCCCUGGGGAAUUCAAACAGGAUAUUAUUAUGGUAGGUUCAACUGGUCGACUGAUUGUAAUAGGCACUGAUCUGUAUGGGCAGAGCAACAGCUCUCCUCAAAGAGAGCUCCUUCUAAAGGACUCUAUGCCAGUCAGCAACUCCUUACUGCCUGAGAAAGCAUUCAGUGAUAUCCCAUCCCCAUACCUUCAGGGCACUAUUAAGAUGGUACAGGCCAUCCGGCAAGCGUUUGAGGACCAGGAUGACAGGAGAACCUGGGAUGGGAGGCCCCUCACCAUGGCUGCGACUUUCGAUGACUGCCUGUAUGCCUUGUGCGUAGUGGACACCAUUAAAAAGUCAAAUCAACUAGGGGAAUGGCAGAACAUUGCAAUCAUGACAGAAGAGCCUGAGCUGAGCCCUGCAUACCUGAUCAGUGAAGCCAUGCGUAGGAGCAGAAUGUCUCUGUACUGCUAGCUUCACUCAGCUCUUAGAAAGGAAUUGAAACAACACAGCUCUUAAAGAAUAAUUCAGACAGCAUAAGGAUUUGGACAUAUAAAAGUUUGACAAAUUUGGUGUUUAAACCAACUAAACUAGUUGGUGCCUCUAUACUACGGUGAUGGGAGCAUUAGAAAUGCCUAAGCUAGACAGCUGGAAAUGAGAAUUGUUUAAGGGCUGACCUAAAUAACUUGUGUUAACUGUUUAGCAGCAGUAUUAACUGUCUGGAUAGCGAGAUAUCAUGGAAUCAGUCUCCUGCAUGGAAGUGCUUAGCUGAUCCAGUUGUGUUUACUGUGAAAGUUCAGGAAGGUCCUUUUUGACUUACCUGUCCUGCCAGAGGGCUGUGAAGGCUCUGUCAUGUCAGAGAGUCUCCUGUGGCAUCUGACGUGAAGAGUUCCUACCAUGCCAGCUGACAACACCACACUGUACUACUACAUUACUAACGAGUUCUUAGAAUAAGAAGACUUGGUGUGACCAAGUGUCAUGUGACCUGGACAAACUUGGCAGCUCAAUUUUCAUAGUUUAUUCUGAGGGGUUUUUUUUUAAUUUUAUUUUUUUUAACACAAUUAAGUAGGGAACACUGUGGCUUUUGUAAACAAGUCCGUCUCCAACAGCAGCUCAUAUAACUGUGGGGGAUGGGGAAAGCAUUCUACAAGCUCAUGUUAAGUUUCAAUGUUAGCUGUACAGAUGUGCUCAUAAAGAAGGCUUGUGCAAAACGUUCAUCAGCAAAAUCCAGGCCAUGUGACACUCUCUGAUUUGGGGUUUGUUACACAGCCAAAACUUGGGCUAGGUUUACACACUUUCCUGUGAGCCUGGGAUUGAGUUCUGAGUGAACCGGGCUCGAAUUAUGGCAAAGAAUAUACAAAACUAAGUGGGCUUCUACCCGAAAGCUAUGUUUUGCGUUUUUGUGUUUUUAAAUGUAUGUGAACCUCAACCUAAACGAAAAAAUCUGCACCAGCCACCAAGUUCCACGUUGCUCAGCCCAGAAGCUUUCAGCUCCUGAAAAUGGAAGGUCUGAAUGAUAAACCACAAAGAAUGAGAAAAAUUCUUAAAGAUUUGCAGGGAAAAAAGCAAAAACCUCCUUACCUGCCUAAAGUCAGCAGCCACAGGUACUGUGCUGACUGUUCCCUUUGUCAUCAAUGCAGGAACUGACAAAUGGUCUCUGGUUUACUUAUCCUCUUUGUCUUUAAUGUCUUAGGCCCUGCUCUUGCAAACAUUUUAUGCGGAUGCUUGUGAAUUGUCCUGGUGAGCUCUGUGGGACUCCUCUUGUGCAUUAAGCUACUCACGUGUUCACGAGUUUGCAGCAUCGGGGCUGCAGCUAUGGAAAAUAACACAACAAAAUGUAAUCCCCAAAAGAAUACAAAGCAAAAUUACAUUUGUCUUAAACUGUAGCAAAACGACUUGUUUUGGUUAAUCUGAUUGUGGGGGGCGGAGGGGAACCUCUUAGAAGAUUUAUGUUUGCUCUAAGGAUUGGGAGAGAAAUUUUGAACCUUUUUCUCAGGGACACCAGGUCAGUAUACUAAUUAAUUGUUUAGAUUACAAAAAUUAUGAUUCUUUACAUAAAAAAAAAAUGUUUACAGCUGUGUCAUCUGUAGGGGUGCUUAGAGCUCCCUUAGGAAUCCUGCUACUGACCCUUACCUUAUUACCUUGGUCUCUUGACUGCUAUGGUCUAGGCUUUAGUGCUGCAUUUACUGAACUGGGAGAGCAAUGCUAAGUACAAAUUUUAUUAGAAAAAAUAUGUAAAAUCCUAGAUAUUUGUGAACUUUCAUGACUUUUUUACUGAGAUCUAUAAAUAGCGUGAAUAAUGGAGGAAAAAGGUCAUACAGUUUGUUUAAAUAAUAUUGUGAAAUGAAUCAGUCUAUUGGAUGAUUACUGUUUGACCAGCUCUAGCAAUUGUAUCUGUUGUUUACUGCUUCUGCUAGGGCCUUGGGCAAGGAUGCAGGGCUUCUCCUGCCAGGGUCUCAAGUUUCUAUUUUUUUUCCAGUUGUUUAAAAUUAUUCCUUGGAAAAUAAUUGUCAAUGAAGUAAUUAAGCAAAUAGGAAAUAGCCAAGAUUACAAUCGUCGUUGCAUACAACACUAUUCCUUUAUUUAAAUAAACC